Rodentolepis nana is the source of this 1221-nucleotide messenger RNA. The record is from the annotation of a GenBank genome assembly. Lineage: Eukaryota; Metazoa; Platyhelminthes; Cestoda; Cyclophyllidea; Hymenolepididae.
AUGACUAGGAUUGCAUCCCCAGAGGAAGAUUAUGCAAAUAGCCGGAGUCCUAUUGAUUGCAGCGUAAGGGAGGGUCAUGGAGCCUGUAGCGCAUCAAGUUCAAAGCCGGGAAUGGCAUCAUUGGGAUUUCUUGCAGCAUCUGCAAUGCAAGAAAGACUGCAGGUUAGUAUAGCCUUCAGUGACAAUAAAAUUAUCUUGCUGUUUUGCCCAAAACCUUUCCUAUUUUCCCUAACUAUUGAUUUGUGGUUUACGCCUUUCGAGUAUAUGGUUUUGCUCACAAUCACUGCCAACUGCAUCGUCCUUGCGAUGGAACGUCAUUAUCCAUCAGGUGAUAAAUCAGCAUUGAGUGAAAGUCUUGAGCAAACAGAAAAGUACUUUCUCGGAAUAUUCUGCGUUGAAGCUCUGUUAAAAAUCGCCGCCCUUGGAUUUGUCCUGAAUGAAGGAGCUUAUCUACGAAGUAUUUGGAAUAUUAUCGAUUUCAUUGUCGUGGCCACUGGCCUAUUGGCUUACAUUUUGCCAAACCUCAAUCAACCGGCAUUGCGAGCACUCCGAGUUUUGCGACCGAUCAAAUUGGUCACCGGUUUUGAGAGCCUUCAAAUUGUGCUCAAGUCCAUCUUCCGAGCUAUGGCGCCUCUACUUCAAAUUGGUCUAUUAUUGCUCUUUGCAAUCACUAUCUUCGCAAUUGUUGGAUUAGAAUUUUAUUCUGGAGGCUUCCAUAUGACCUGUUUCGAUGAACGUGAGCUUAAAUUGCUCCCUUCCAAAGUUGUUACUUUAUAUCAUUGCUUUGACAUAACAGCUUGCUCAAAGUUCGAUUCGCAUAGGGAACGUACACGUGGAACUUCUUUCCAUCUCUCUUCUGAAGGCAACCCCGACGUUCUCCCCGACUCAAUUCCAAAUAGCAGAUCCCUAGUUCCUUGCAAUAUUGGCAACGAAAGUUCAAAGGGCUUUUUAAACGCCGCACAUGGAUCCUUUCGAUGCCCAACUGGGUACAUCUGUAAGGGCUACUGGGAAGGUCCCAAUUUCGGCAUCACCAGCUUCGAUAACAUCGGCUAUGCCAUGCUGACGGUCUUUCAGUGCAUCACUAUGGAGGGGUGGACGGAUAUUAUGUACAUGACAUUUGAUGCCGUUGGUGAUAGGUUUAGUGCUUUCUACUUUGGCCCCCUAAUUGUACUCGGCUCCUUCUUCAUGCUCAAUCUCAUUCUCGGUGUUUUGAGCGGGUAA